CCAGCGAGACCAAUCCCACCACCACCACUAUCCGGGCCACCACCACCAGCUGGGCCACCACCACCAUGAGCAGCAGCGUCGGCACCACUCCUGUGCAGGGCUCUGCAGCUGCUGAGCCACGAGCGGAGCCGGAGGAGAAGCUCCCAUCGCCAUUGCCAUCGUCCCCGCUCACCCAGACAUUUGGAGAGGGGACGGAGGUGGUGGAGGUGGUGGAGAUGCAGGAGGAGGAUGACGACAACGAGGAGGAGGAGGAUAAAGAGGAGAAGGAGGAUGGAAAGGAGAAGGAGGAAGAGGAGGAGGAGAGGGUGCGAGGGGUCCUGGCGCGUGUGGGCAGGGCGCUCCGCUCACUCCGCUCGCUGCUCAGCCGCCUGCUGCUCUGUGGUGGGCGGCCCACAGCAGAGUAGCGGAGUGGACCCCCACUCACCACCCACACUCACCACCCCCACUCACCACCCACACUCACCACCCACACUC
This is a messenger RNA of Petromyzon marinus (sea lamprey), 474 nucleotides long. Lineage: Eukaryota; Metazoa; Chordata; Hyperoartia; Petromyzontiformes; Petromyzontidae. The record is from RefSeq and is a predicted model, not a curated record.